Molecule: messenger RNA, 539 nt
Organism: Melozone crissalis (California towhee)
Lineage: Eukaryota; Metazoa; Chordata; Aves; Passeriformes; Passerellidae
Gene: MRPL30
Product: mitochondrial ribosomal protein L30
Exons: 5
Coding region: 4-489 (161 amino acids)
Biological process (GO): translation
Cellular component (GO): large ribosomal subunit; mitochondrion
Molecular function (GO): structural constituent of ribosome
Source: RefSeq, a predicted model, not a curated record
GCGAUGGCGGCGGCGGCGGGCCGGGCGGGCCUGUGGCUUGCGGGCACCGGGAAGGUGCUGGGGAAGAGCAUGGAGGGGAUGGCGUCCCCGGUGUGGGUUCGUUGUCUCUUUACCAGGUCCAAUAUUCCAGACUCGGUAUUUCAGCCACGGCCUGGAGAUCAUGAAAAGUAUGGAGGUAACCCUGAGGAGCCCCACAAAAUCCAUGUUAUCACCAGAAUAAAAAGUGUCAUUGGUCGCCCAUAUUGGGAAAAGAAGAUAAUCCGUGAUCUGGGGCUGGAUAAAGCACAUCAGCCAAGACUGCACAAAAAUAUCCCUUCUGUGAAUUCCAGACUGAAAGUUGUUAAACAUCUGAUAAGAAUUCAGCCACUGAAGCUCCCCCAUGGGCUGCCAACAGAAGAGGAAUUGUCCAGCACCUUUCUGACAAGCAGAGGAGAGCUUAUCAUUAAAAAGCGCCUGAAACCUGUGGAGCAGAAAAAAAUUAAAGCAUAAGAUGUGCUGGUUGGAUUUAGAUUUUAUAAAAUAAAUAUUUUAAAUCCCCA